AUGAUGUUGGAUGAAUUGGUUGAUCUAGACGAGGAAAGGUUAAAUGCCUUAGAAAUACUAAGGCAACAAAAGAAGAGGAUUGAAGUCUCUUAUAAUAAGAAAGUGAAAGUUAAAAGUUUUACGCCUGGAGAUUUGGUCUGGAAAGUGAUCCUUCCAAUGGAUCGAAAAGAUAGAGCCUUGGGGAAAUUGUCUCCAAAAUGGGAAGGUCCUUUCCAAAUGUUGCAGAUAUUUUCUAAUGGUGCCUGUGAGAUCGAAGAGCUUAGUGAAGAUAGGACGAUUCUAAGAGUAAACGGGAAAUAUUUGAAAAAAUAUAAACCGACUAUCCAAGAAGUAAAAAUAAGAGACGAAUAA
Messenger RNA from Lathyrus oleraceus (garden pea), 351 nucleotides. RefSeq lists its product as uncharacterized. Bases 1 to 351 code for a protein of 116 amino acids. The record is from RefSeq and is a predicted model, not a curated record. Lineage: Eukaryota; Viridiplantae; Streptophyta; Magnoliopsida; Fabales; Fabaceae. The transcript has a single exon.